AUGAAUCGCAACAGUGUCAGAUCUGGAGAUGAAUUGGGAUGCCCUUGCCUGGUUCUUAUUUAUACAUGGUCCAGAACAAGAAAAGAGAUGGAAGAUGAAGGGAUUGGAGAUGCUAAAGGUUCUGAUUCGCACCAGAAGAUGCCUCCUGAGUCGAAUACAACAACAACCAUUCAAGAUUUUGGUUUUAUUUCUCAAGUGAUCUUGUUUGGAGCAGAUUUUCAGCCUGUUAUGGACAGCAGUGCAGGGGUGUUAUUUGGACCGAUUAGGGGCAGAAAUAGAAGGGCUUUUGGACUGUAUAGGUGGCAAGAUAGCAACAGGUUGCAGCCUAUUUUUGUAGCAGGAAACAAGGUGAAAAGAGACAAGGCAAUAGCAUGA
This is a messenger RNA of Vicia faba (fava bean), 375 nucleotides long. The record is from the annotation of a GenBank genome assembly. Lineage: Eukaryota; Viridiplantae; Streptophyta; Magnoliopsida; Fabales; Fabaceae.